AUGUGGCCAUUGGCGAUUUUUUUAAUUUUCGCCCAUUUCCGGACGAUAGAAGCGGCUAAUUAUAUUGAUGGUGGGUGAUUUUUAAAUUUUUAUCGAUUUUUGAAAAAAAAAUUGGUGUUUUUUAGAUUUUUUGACCUUGAAGGGUAUUUGAAUUAUUUUCCUUUAUUCUGAGAAAUUCGAUUUUUUUUUUCGUUUUUUUUUCCACCGCUUUCCGAUAUUAAGGGUCAAAUUUGAGCUUCAUCUUCCCAAUUAUCAAUUAAUUGGGCUUAAAAAAUCUUUCUUGUUGUAUUUUCAAAAGUGUCCUGCUUAAAAAAAUUGGUUCUAAAAAGCUUUAUUUUCUGAAAAAAAUGAAAAAAACAGAAUCAAUAGAAAAAAACGUGUUUUUUUCCUUCCGAGCAAGUUGAACCUAAUUUUGAAAUUCCCCUCUUUUCUCCGUUUCAGUUCGCAUAUUUAUGAACUUGAAAAGUUUUGAAGUCUAUUGGAUCAUGGCUUAUGAACAGAGCUUCAGGUCAGCAAGAAUGGAUUUUUGAACUCUAUAGUUUUAUAGAAGGCAUUUUUUUAUCCUUUUUCUUCUGAAAUUUCGAAAUUCUAUUUAUUCGCCAAGCUGAUCAUUUUUAGAAUCGAAAUUUUCAGUUUUGGAGAAAAUUUUCGUUUAUAAUAAUCUCCUGUUUUCAAAUUCUUCUAAAUUUGGACUUUUAGUACAUUUAUCCAGUCCACCCGUCCAGGGAAAACCACAAAAUUCUGAAAUUUCUCUUGAAAAAAAUCAAAAAUCCUUCUUUCCAGACGGAUUUUUGAAUCGAAUUCUUUCUUAUAGCUCUUCAAGCUAAACCAUAUUGAUUUUAGAGUAUUUCUAGAUUUUGAAAUUUUGAAAAUGGAAAAAGAGGUUGUAACUAGCUUUCAAAACGCUCUGGAAAUGCUAUGUAUCAGUUUUUUUUCUCUAUUAAAUUUUUUGACUUUUUUCUGGUGUUUGAGACUUCGAAGCAUUUGAUAUCUUUCAAUUUCAAGCUCUAAAAAGUUAAAUUAAUAAAAAUAUAUUUUUUUGUUCUGCACUUAUUUUAAAAAAAAAGUGAGUUCCGAGCAAACAUCGAAUCGAACUAAUGAGACAUAUUAUACGUAGGUGGAUCUUGUGAAAACUUCUCAGUUAAAGUAGUUUCCGGUUUCAUCCUUUGGAUUUUGAGAUUUUGAACCGUUGAUAUCUUUCGAUUCGGAGCUUUUAAGACCUUCCAAACUUCAUUUUUCCCUGGUUUUUUUUUUCGAAAUAGCUUUUUUCCAGCAAAACUUGAGCUGAACAAUGAUACUUUGGGCAAAUUUUCUCGGCUCCUCCUUUUAAUUCGUGAGAUUUUCAAAGUUCUAGUUCAAAAAGACCAAAGAAAUCUAAAUAUACUCUUGAUUUUUCGGAAAAAAAGCCUUUCUCCGAGCAAAAAUCAAGCGAACAAUUGAUACAUGAUUGAAGUGUCGCUGAGCUCGGAAAGAGCAACCGGUGUGAGUCUGUUGUAUGGAGGGGUGUAAAGCAAGUGUUGUUGGUGGCAGCAAAACGACUUCGGCUGCGCCUUUAUCCAUUAGGAAACCUCUUCCGAUACUCUUCGAACUCGGUUUUCCGUGGAAAAGAGGAACAAGUUGGAAAAUCAGCAAAAAGUCUGGCAAGAUGGAUUUUGAAAAGUCUGUCUUUCAUUCAGUAGAUUUUGACUAUCUGAAAGUGGAAAAUGACAAAGAAAUAUUAUUUCGCCAUAGUCUGCUCAAAAAUCUUUGGUGAAAUUAUUAAAGGAGCGUUUGGUGAAUUUUGUAUGGGUCCCGAGGCGAAGAGCCUUUAUCAAGCCGUUUGUUUCUUCAAAUUCCUUCACAAGAACUUUUUAAAUAAACUUUUCUCUGUAAAUAAAAAAACUCAUGAUUGAAACUUGACGUUUUUUUGACGACACGAUUUCAAAAAAAUUGGCAAAAACUUCAAAUGAAAAAAAUGAACAUCUUUUUUUAUUCGCUUAUUAAUGCUUUUUUUACAACUUCAAAUCUCAUGUUUUCCAUGUUUUCCCAGUGCCAGGCACAGUUUCCGAUCACAUUUCAUGAAAAAGAGAGGAAAAAAACCAUCUUUGGCAGGUGCGAAAAGGUCUGAGAAAACGGCCCCCGACCUCUCUAUUCAAUCGGUGAACAAUGGCCAUACAAACUGGAGGAUAGCUUGGCAAAGAUCUCAACUAGAAUCUUCGAAUCUCUUCGAUAGGGAUCAGACUAAACAAUUUUUAAAAAAUCGAGCUAAAAAAAUCUGAAAAAAAAUCUUACUGUAUCGGUGUAGGGUGUAACACACCAGAAACAUCUCAAAUUACGCCCACUUUUUUUGGAUUCGUUUCAAAAAAAUCUAAAUUUUUUUGUUUUUGUUUUAUUUGGCGGUUAAAGUUCCUAAUGUUGUUUUUUUGGGCUUUUUUUAUAGUAGAAAGUUCAGUUAAAAGCUCUCUCCGAAAAAACCAGUUUCAAAAGUUUUUUUAAAAACCUUUUUAAUCCUCUCAAUUUUCUUCUGUUUUUUUAAAACCUUUAGGCCUUUCCUGUUUUUUUGUUACAUAGUUUUUCAUUGCAGUUUUGACGGCUUGAUAGAUUUCUCAGCGGGAAACAAGAUUCGGCGGCGGUGGGCUCGUGUUUCCCGCAUUUAUGCUUCACCUGCUCUCUCUUUCGCUGUGCGAGCUUUCCCAGGCUCCAUAUAAGGAUAUAUGUUGGCCUAAGGAGGGAAACACGGGCAACCCGUGUUGUUUCUGUGAAAUAUAAAUCGACUUUGCCCUGACUGCCGAAACGAGGGAAAUUGUGACAAGCUUCCUGGGUACUCUGGGUUUUUUGAGAGAGAAAUGAAUCUUCAAUUGUUUCGGGUUGUAUAGAAAUCACUUAUGUAGAAGAAAAUUUGAGAAAGAAAAGUAUGAUAUUCUUCUUUUUUCGUAACAACGUAUGAAUAUUCAAUUGUUUUCACCUAAGCUUUCAGCUUGUUAAUUAUUAUAUUUCGAGCGGGAUCGCUCAAAAUAUUUUGUGCUUAGAAAACGAAAGGGAAAUUUGUAUUUUUGAAUUUUUUUUUGAAUUUCUUCCUCCAUGUAAACUGUCAUAAUUUUUUUCAUUUUUCAAGAUUUUUCAGAAUAAUUUGUUCAUAUAUGGGAUUUUGAAGAAUAUUAUCGCAUAUUAUUUAUUUCAGAAGUAAAUGAGCCUAAAAACUGUUGAUAAAGAUCAAUCAAAGGACAAGGAAGAAUUAACUUUCUUCAUUUUUUUUUUCAACUAGCUUUUAGACCAUUCUCAUCGUUUUUUGAACAAACGAGAUGAUUUCUUCUGACUUUUCAGCCAUCUUCAAGGAAUCUCUACGUUCGAAUCGAGUCCAGGCGUGCGACGGGGAGCGGAUCACGCUGAGUUGUCCUCGAAACACCCAAAUCCUCGUCCAGACCGGGUCCGGCUUUAUGCUUAUUCGCCUCAGGCAAUUUCCGAAGAUUCCCGAAAGCACCUUGCUUUUGGGUUUUAUUGCCCAGAAGUCACAAAGCUUCGCCUCAAGUUUGUCGAAAAUAACAAAAUCUCUUCAGUUAAAAGGGUUUUUGUAUAGCUUUUUGAGAAAAAAACCACUAAGCUUUUUUAUUUUUCAUCUGAGCUAAUGUUUGAGCGGGAAAAAAGCGACUUUUAUUCUCAAGUUAUCGAAAAAAGUUCCCCAAAAAAGAUCCCUCAAGCGCUUGAUUGUACAGUCGACUCGGAACACUUUUUUGCUACGUUUCAGUUUUUAUGGACGCGUCGUUCCGGAGAGUCAGCUGUGCCCGGGGCGAGCCGCCGAACUCGUUGGCCAGGCGCCAACCGCCUAUCAUUCCUCCACCUGUGACGUCAUCCAGGCUCACACGGUACGGUUCUGGAAUCAGAAAAACAAAGGGUUUCAGCUGAAAAAGGAUUGUUUUUUACUGUAUUUAAGAGAUUUUUUGAUAGUUUCAGGUGAGAAAAAAUGAGAUUAGCCGGGAAAAAAGUUCACUUUUUUUUGAGAAAAGUUAUAUCCAAAGUUCAACCAGCAGUUCAUUCUUAAAAAAACUUUACUUUGUGAUUUAGCAAUUUCAAUGUCAAGUCACUAGUUUCCGGCUUUUAAGGACAUUUUAAAUUUUGUCGGGUUUUUUGAAUAGCUUUACAUGCUUAAGCUUGAAAAUUCGCAUCUUCAGAAUAAAUUCCCCUACCAACUAUAGUGAAAAACAAGAGAAAGGGAACGACGGAUAAUUGAAAAGUGGUCGAAGGAAGGCCGGCGUUCCAUAAAAUUCCAAUUAGCUUCCUUCCUCGUCUUCACCCGGGUAACCAAUAGGAGAAUAGGGCUCGAGUCGGGCUGAAUCGUAGAAAAAAAAUAGAAGCAAAGGUCAAGAAGUACGUUCGCAAGGAUUUUGUUAAGAAAAUUAUUUUUAAAAACUCCUUGAUUUUUCGCAAAAAGUCAGCUAUUAAAACAUUUUUUUGACAGUUUCCGCAUCCUCAUACAAGUACUUUCAAGGCUAAAAAAUAAGAGAAAUUGUCGGAUGUUCAAUUUAAAAUGAUCACCUACAUCAGUUUUCUGCGGACAACGUUUCAAAAAAAAUCUUCCCACCGGUUUUUAAAAGACUUCAACAAAAUUCAAACUUCUUUUGUGAACCAAGAAAAAAGUGAUACCGGAUUUUCAUAAACAAACUUGAAUGCUUUCGGAAAAAUGUAUUGAAGAUUGACUCUUCAGAAAAUCUCGGAACUGUGCGACAAGAGACGCAAAUGCACGGUCGUGGUCGAUUCGCACACUUUCGACGACGAUCCGUGUCCUUCGACCUCGAAAUACCUGCAGAUGAGCUACGCCUGCAUGCCAGGUAACUCGAGAUCUCGUCCCUUCCUUGUCCUGUCAAUCUUUCUCUCGAAUGACUCAUUCACUAGAAAAGCCGGAAGAACACUUAUUCCGUGAAAUUGAUAUUGCUUUUUUCGCAUCUUUUUUCGGCUUUUCAUGGUUUAAAAAAUUGAAAAUACCUGCAGAUGAGCGUGCCAGGUAGUUCGAGAUUUUUCUCUUGUUCAUUGGAAUGAGUAGGCCAGAAAAGACGGAAGAACACUUUUUUCUAGUGAAAUUGAUAUCCUAUUCUUUUUGCAGCUUUUUUCGCAUGUUCUCCGGUUUUUUCGAGAUUUAAAAAGCGAUUAAGCGAAGGCUUGUUAGUUGGGUAGUACCGAAAAUGCCAAGAAAAAAAAAAUCUAUAGGAAAGGAAGAGCAAUUCUUUUUUUGAGGGUUUAUUUUGAAUUUUUAUCAAUAUUCCAUCAUUAUUCUCACUUUUUUUCGAUUUUUUUCAACGUUUCUAAGAAGAUAAAAAAAUAGCUUACAAACUCGAAAAAUCUUUUUGAAGCAAUCAUUGAAGCUACAGUUUAAUUUUUUUAAAUAUUUAUUAUGUAUUUUUUUAAUUUUUAAAGUCUAGUUUAAAAACAACGCUUACAAGAUGAUUUUUUUCAAAAAUUUUCUAUUGAAAAAUUUUUCGAUCUCACACUGAAAAAAAUUCUUGUCACAUAGAGUUUCAAUAAUUCAUUUUUGAAAUCAGUUUUCAAAAAAAUUUUUUUCGGCGAUAAAUUUAUGCAAAUCAGCCUUAAAUCAACAAUUUGACGCGAUAAAAACCAUAAAUUUCUCAUUGAAAUCAUUCACGGAUCAAGGGUCAAUUUAUUUCCCCUCUUCUUCUGCAUAGGGAUCAUUUUUUUGAAACGAAAAAAAGUUCAAAUUAUUUCCACCUUUUUUUAUUUUCUGGUUAUAAACUUGAAUCUGUUUAGAAAUUUUUUUGAAGAGACAAUGAAAAACUGCAAAAAAAUUUCUACCAAAGUAUCUUUUUUUCUGAUUCCCAGCCUGAGUUUGUACUGAAAAAAAGAGCUGAAAAAUAGGAAAAAAUUUUGACUUUUGACGGGCAAAUUAGCCUUAAAAAGACAUAAAUGAAAACAUAUUUUCACGGGCUUAUUCAGAGCUUUUUUGUUAACAUGGUAUCGAUUUUAAAAAAAAACGGAGGGAAAGCUCUACUCCGAGAUCGUUUUGGCAAUAAAGUUGUACAAAUUGGCCUAUAAUCAACAAAUUGGCGCGACAAAACGUUUUUGUCUGAAAUCGGACACCGAUCAGGGGUCAGUUUAUGUUCGCGCGAUUUUCUUCUGCCUCCCACACGAAUGGACCAGAUGGACCUGGCUCCGCAGCUGUUGUUUUGUUGUCUCAAAAAAGGCGGAUGAAUUGUCUUGAGGUGCACUUCCCCGUAAUGAGAGGGUUGAACGCAAUGUCGAUCUCCUUAAUUGUUACUUGCCAUUUUUGUCGUGUUCUUCCUGGACGACUCCAGAAAGUGCUUGUGAGCGGAUCGAAAGGAGGAUAUUUUGAAAAAUUGAGAAAUCUUGGCGAAGUACUUUUCUUUUAACUUUUUUUUUUGACUGGGAACCUGAAGUUUUUUAUGACUUUUUAAGGUAAAAGUCUAAAGAACUAAAAGCCCUACCGUAACCCAGUGGGGGCGGAGCCUCACAAUAACUAGCCUAAAAGUUUACACACUAUGACUAGUAACUGUGAUAAUAAUUUCAACUCUCAAAACAAAACUUGAAAUUUUUGUACCAACGCUUCCCUGCAGUUCAACGACUUCCCUAGAGAACGUGUGUCAAGAUCAAAAGAGUCAAGUUUUAGUAGAAAUAAUAGAAAUCAGGGAAAAUUUAUGCCGAAAAAUGGAGAUAAUUUAGGAAAAUUGAACGCUCCUUUGUUUUUAAUUAACCCUCGGUUUUUCAUCGUGUUCUUUUUGAAAGAAAAAGAAGUAUGGCUGGUGUUGAUAAAUCAGAAUACCGUAAGAACAUUUCGAAGAAAAAAAAAAUUAAAUCUCAUGUCGAAUUAUGAUAAGACUCGAUGCCAAUGGAAAAAAGUUUUGGGCUUAUUCGAAAACUUGGGAGUUUUAGACCUCUAUGUGUUUAAAUUCUGAAAUGUUUUAAAUUCUACGUUUCCCGAAGGAAACGUUUAAAUGACUUCAUUUAACUUGAUACGUGGCAUAUACAGAGCUCAACGGGCCCAGGAGGGCUUGACUGUCGUAAAUUUUGAGAAAACUAGAUAUAGUGAGGUGGUGUUGACUGGAAUAAACAUAAAUUUCAACUUUGGGAGGCAGAACUGACUUUAAUUUUCGAAAAUUUGGUAGGCUGGGUAGGCUAUAAAUAUGAAUUGCGCUUGUAUGCUCGAUCCUCCCUAAAAGGAGCAGUUUCAGUGUCGUUCGACGACGAGUCGUUCUGCGCCGGCUCGGAGAUGCGGCUGGUGUGCCGCGAGGGCCGUCGUCUGGCCGUGUACUCGUCGGUGGCCGAGAACAGCCCCAAACGGCAUCCGGCCCAGUGUCCGCCACGCAACAAUUCGGACCCCGGUUCGUCCAUUUCACAACAUUGCGUGUCGUUCGUAAUUAAAUGCGGAGCGAAUGAGCGAAUGAUGUGCCAAAAACAGACGCGCUGACACGCACAGGAUACUUGAGAGGGAUUUGAUGCGCGAAUUCUUAUAAUGAGCCAUUGUUUCCCCUUUUUUUCUCUGACAGCGGGCUUGUACGAGGGCCAGCCCGUCAGCCUAUCAGCCCGGCGAGGCCUGAAGCGAAAAAGGCUGGCACGGCCCAAAUAAGCGCAAAGUUUUUUCAAAAAAAAUAUCAGACUUUUUCCCAAAAUAAAUCAUGUGUUUUGUUCUUUUUUUUUAUCAAAAUUCAACGGAAACUAUGAUUUUGGUGAACAUUAUGUGGUUAGGCUCGAAAAGUCCAUUCGAAGCCUGGCCCAAGCUCGAGCAGGCUUCUUCGCAAAAAACAAGGCCCGAAGGCCGAAACGGCCUGACCCAUAGACUUGUCUGACAGGAACAAUAGAAGAGAAGAUAAUGGGUUGGAAGAGAAAUAAAAUAAGGAAUUAGUUUGGGAAUAGAAAAAGUAGUUACAUUAAUGUUUUUCCAGUCCUUUGAAGCCAAAAAAAUUGGUGGAGUUUAUGAACGUCCUAAUUUCCAUUUCAAGUUCGGGUUUAUUGGCCUAUCGAAUCUCUUUCUUUUUUGAAAUUUUUAUAAGCUGUAGAAACAGGAAAAGAGUUUUCGUUGAAAUUUCAAGAAAAAAAAGAGCUUUCUUUUUAAAAACUUUUCUGAGAAGCUACACUAUUUGGCAGUAACAUAAAUCGAUGAACAAGAAUUUAGUUUCUCAGUUCUUUAUUGUUGAGUAGGAAAUUAUGAAUAUCCAUCAAUUUAUCGAGUUUGAAUUUAUUUUGCACCGGGGUUAUAAAUAAUCUAUCGGAAGAAGCGGAGAUAUAUAGCCAUAUCUUAGUUUUUCACAAUAAUUCAAGCAAGAAAAAAUUUGAAAAAAGUCUGAUUGACCUAUAAGAAGAAAUCGAUCUUAUCAGAUGUUUUGAAACGUAUAUGAAUGGCUUUUGACCACCUGCAUCAAUUAAUUUUGAGUGAAAAAAAAACAACUGUAAUCUCAUAAUUCUUUCAAAUUCCUUACAAUUCUUCUACUUGAACUCUCACAGCACUCACAACUGGAAACUCGAUUUUGUGGUUCAUAAUCAAAGGCUCUUGACCACCUAGAUCCACAUUGAAUAGAAACGAGCCCAAGAAGCUCUUUCAUUGAAUAACGGCACUUUGGUGGCGUUCUUCGUCCCGUAAAUGGAUAUCAUUAAGGAGGUUGGCUCGGCUCGACGAGCCCUGGUCAUUGUCCGCGCGGCUCUUAGGAAUAAUUACCGCGCAGGCUUAUUCCCUCCUUGACAUUCAUUCAUUCAGCUUGAGACAUGGCUUCUGCAGGAAGGGGUCCGUGAAACAUCGAGUUGACAGGGCCAAUUCCUCACAAGGAGCUUGUUUCACAUAUGAUUUCAGAAAUAUAUGGAAACUGGUCAGAAGACUCUGGGAUGUACUAGAUGAUGAUUAAUAAACUUUCACCAUUCAAAACUUUUGUUUUUGAAAAACAUCUCACCUCAAAAAAUCAUGAAAACAUAAAAUAGACCGUUUUGAAAUUUUGAGAAAAUUUUUUUUUUCGAAAACUAGAAAGCAGACUGGUAAUUCCAAAAAUGCCAUCACAAACUUUUGAAGUUUUCUGGGCAGUUUUCAGAAGUUUCUGAAUUCUUGCAUCACUCUCCUUGUGAGAAUGUUUCAGGAUGGUGACGGGGAAAAUGACUAGGAAAAAUUGGAAAACUUUUGACGAAAAUGAACCUGAGAUUAGAAUUUCGAAGAGCACACCAAUAAAGAUUUCCUGACAAGUUUCAAAUGCUUAUUUUCAUGAGCUCAUUUUGAAAAGUUUCUUCCUUGCUUACAACUUUUUUCUUAAAAAUGAAAGAGAAGGUGUUUCAGAAUGCGUGGACGACGUUCUGCCGCAAGUUCUCCGCGAAUGUCACGCCAGAGAAGCUUGUUCUCUGAGAGUGUCGUCAGAGUUUCUGGGCUCUCAGAGCUGUCAUAACGGCCAUCUUCACAUCGUUUACAUGUGCGGUGAGUGAGGAAAAAAGUAACAUAGAUACGUAAAAAACAUUGGAAAGUUCCCAAACAUGAGUUUUCUGUUUCAACUUUGCUCACCGGGGACUUGAGAAGUCAAAACCGCUCUUUUUCCUAUUGAAACGCUCAUUCAUCUUCUUUUUUUUUUUCGAACUUUUCCAUCUUCUUUUAAUAAUUUAUCUCUUAAGGAAGAAAUAAUUGAACUUGAAGGGUAGAAAUAACUGGUCUGAAUAAAAAAGGUUCAACAAAAUUUUGGUUUUCAGGUCCAAUAACUUUUCAAGAAGACUAAGAGAGUUUUUUUAAACUACUUUGAGAGAAUUAAAAAGAAGUUUAUCAUCAGUAUUUAUCCAAAAUUUCCUUUUAGAAUCUUCCAAAAAUUCGAUUUUGGCCUUAAUUGACAUGUAAAAAGGCUUUUCGAAACGAUAAAUAUUGAAAAUUCUAUUUUAUAGCUACAAAAGGGUAAUUAAAUCAUUGAUUAUUCAUUUCAGUAAACGAAGAGAUUUUCUCCGAAGAAGCCAUCAAGGGAGAGUUGGCCUCAUUGGAGCAAUACCUAAAGGUAUCUUCGGAAACCCGACACCCUUUUGUUCAUGUAUCCGAGUUGUUGCAGGAGUCUUCCAAACAGCCGAAACACGAGCCUCAGCCGAUUGUGGAAACGAGGCGAUUUUUGCAACAAAAGUCGGCGAAAAUCGAACGAGCGCCCGAGACGUCGUCCGCCACGCACAUGUUCAGCAAUGACGGUGAGAAUUCGAUCCGAAAGGGGCCACUUAAGGGAGAAAAAUGACUACAGUAGAACUUGGAAGCAGAGAAUGAAGUUUUGUGAUACUAAAGUGAAUUUUUGGUUCAUGGAUAAAUAAAGAGUUUUUCAAGAGUAUAUAAUACUAGAUUGAUAUGUUAAGUUAUUUAAGUGGUUACUUAAGAAACUGAGAAUGGGCUAAUGUAGUUGAAAAGUUUUGAGAGCCUCAACUGACGUGCUGAAAAAAAAUGUUUUUUCAAAACUCCCUAAAGUGGCCCCUUUAUAUUUAUUAGUUUGAAUGAAGCCCAUUGAAAAUAUCCCUCAAGUGAAAACUUGGAAUCUUCACGAAAAGUUAAGAUGAUACAGAAGUAAUUUAAAAAAAAUAAUAACAGGUCGUGAAAAGGCUUAAAAAAAAGACCUAAAAUUCUGGAUUUUCAAACUUCAGAUUAACUUAUUAACACACGUUCUCUGAGAAAAAUCGAUGACUUUUUCAGUAAUAUAAAAGCAAAAACAAAAAUAAAAAUUUUUUUUUGAUUUGCCUCAAAAUGUGAUCACGGCUCACACACGUGCUUCUGAUUAUUAAGCACCAGGUUCCAGGUGGCUCCGCCCCUUUUUAAAAGAUACUGUAGACAGUAAGCUGAAAAAAAUUAACUUUUUUCCUGUUGAGAAUUUUCAUUCAAAAAUGCUUGGAAAUGUAAGAAAACACUAUUUUGAGUGUUUGUUCAGUUGCAACUUUUUUUCUAACUCGACUUCUUCGGGGAGAAAAAAAUCGAAAUUUCCUCAAAAACAGCGAUUUUUUCAGUUUUUGAGCCAUAACUAGAGUAAGAACCCCCCUAUGGUACGACUUUUAUUUCUGAUUAUGAAACUAGGGGCCUUCUUGUUUAAGAAAAAGUAGUUCUACAACAAAUCCCUGGGGUGGGAUAGUUGACCUCCAUUCGACCGAAGGUGAUCAACUCGAAUCGGCUCAAAAUUCGAAAAAUCAUUUUUCUUCUAAUUUGACAGCUUCUUCCUCUUUUUUGUUUUGAAACAAAAGACAACAAUCACGUUCAUGUUCUCCACCAUUUUGGUGCUCAAAGAAAAUUUUAUUCCGAAUUUCUCGAGACUUUUCGAAUUUCAGGACUUUCGUCGAUUUUCGAUUUUUUCCGUUUUCAGGUAGUUUUUUCUGUAGGAACCCCCGAAUGUGGUCAUUAUCUUUUGGUAUAUGGAAGAGUAGGUCUUUCUUGAUAAGGAAAAAUUAGUCCGGUAGAAAUCUCUGGGGUGGCCCAGUUGACCUCCGAUCGCCUGAAGGUGACGACCCCAAAAAUGGAAUUUUCAUAAAGGCUCGGAAAACAACUUUUUUUGUUUCCAUUCUAACAAAAAACUUUUUCAGUGAGACCUACAUCACUUUUCGACAUGAAUCGGAGUAUUUUCGGCAAGAAAUAUGUAGUUUUAUUCAAAUUUGAGGCAUGGCACGCUUAUCUUCGUUUUCACCGUUCUUACCUGCUCUAAAUUGCUGAAGUAACCUGGAAACCCGUUCAAAAAGAUUUUAGGGAAACCCAGAAAAUGUUUGAAUUUUUUUGAACACCUAAACAAAUGAAAUCGGGGGUAAGAAAUGGCGAUAAAAGCUUUUUUAUCAACUUUUUCGAGAAAUAAAAACACCUCAUGACAUUCAGAAAUGUCGAUGAUUCUCAAAAAUUAUUUUUUCGCCAAAAUACAGUAACUGACAGUUUUUUACUUUUUCAAUCGACUCUAUUCAUACACUUUUUCCCUGAAAUUAAGGUUUCUGAAGCUUUUAGAAGAUCUUGUAAUACAAUUCUGGCUUUUUUUGUGUUGCAACGUUCAUACAGACACUUAUUCAUGUUUUUCAUUCAUUUACAGAACAACUCAAAUGAAAAAAGGUUUUUAAAAAUGCAUUUUUUUGACCUUAGAAGCGUUUUAAUGCAUUUUCCGGAUUAAAGUUAGGUUUAUCAAGUCUCUCUUUUUUCUUUCUAUUAAGUUUCAUCAAUAGUUGUUUUUUAAAGAGUAAUUGACAUUUCUGAAUGUCAUGAGGUGUUUUUAUUUCUCGAAAAAGUUGAUAAAAAAGCUUUUAUCGCCAUUUCUUACCCCCGAUUUCAUUUGUUUAGGUGUUCAAAAAAAUUCAAACAUUUUCUGGGUUUCCCUAAAAUCUUUUUGAACGGGUUUCCAGGUUACUUCAGCAAUUUAGAGCAGGUAAGAACGGUGAAAACGAAGAUAAGCGUGCCAUGCCUCAAAUUUGAAUAAAACUACAUAUUUCUUGCCGAAAAUACUCCGAUUCAUGUCGAAAAGUGAUGUAGGUCUCACUGAAAAAAAGUUUUUUUGUUAGAAUGGAAACAAAAAAAGUUGUUUUCCGAGCCUUUAUGAAAAAUUCCAUUUUUUUGGGGUCGUCACCUUCAGGCGAUCGGAGGUCAACUGGGCCACCCCAGAGAUUUCUACCGGACUAAUUUUUUUCCUUAUCAAGAAAGACCUACUCUUCCAUAUACCAAAAAGAUAAUGACCACAUUCAGGGGGUUCCUACAGAAAAAAACUACCUGAAAAACGGAAAAAAAUCGAAAAAUCGACGAAAGUCCUGAAAUUCGAAAAGUCUCGAGAAAUUCGGAAUAAAAUUUUCUUUGAGCACCAAAAUGGUGGAGAACAUGAACGUGAUUGUUGUCUUUUGUUUCAAAACAAAAAAGAGGAAGAAGCUGUCAAAUUAGAAGAAAAAUGAUUUUUCGAAUUUUGAGCCGAUUCGAGUUGAUCACCUUCGGUCGAAUGGAGGUCAACUAUCCCACCCCAGGGAUUUGUUGUAGAACUACUUUUUCUUAAACAAGAAGGCCCCUAGUUUCAUAAUCAGAAAUAAAAGUCGUACCAUAGGGGGGUUCUUACUCUAGUUAUGGCUCAAAAACUGAAAAAAUCGCUGUUUUUGAGGAAAUUUCGAUUUUUUUCUCCCCGAAGAAGUCGAGUUAGAAAAAAAGUUGCAACUGAACAAACACUCAAAAUAGUGUUUUCUUACAUUUCCAAGCAUUUUUGAAUGAAAAUUCUCAACAGGAAAAAAGUUAAUUUUUUUCAGCUUACUGUCUACAGUAUCUUUUAAAAGGGGCGGAGCCACCUGGAACCUGGUGCUUAAUAAUCAGAAGCACGUGUGUGAGCCGUGAUCACAUUUUGAGGCAAAUCAAAAAAAAAUUUUAUUUUAUUUUGCUUCAGAUUCAUCGACUUUCUCAGAGAACGCGUGUUAAUUGGCUCCAAUAAUGACGUCCUUACAGCAUCCUACGUGACGCAUGACGAGUACAGUAUGCACGACGGCGACGAGGCGCAGGAAGAAAAUCAACUUCAGGCGAACGCCGUCGGCAUCGGCCACGACGUCUUCCAAGUCUUCAGAUUCUUCAAAAGUUUGUAUCUUUUCUUGUCUCUCAAGCAAUCGUAUUCCUCAAGAGACUAGCUUCUCUGCGCUCUCUUAUCAUUCAGCGGUGAAAGUGAGAGAGAGAGAGAGAGAGAGCAGACAGGCUGGAUCGUUCCAAGUCGCAAUUCAUUUACCAGAACUUGAAAAAUGAUCAUUUAUCAAUUUUCGAAAAUUAUAAUCUUUAUAGGGAUGACUUUAGAGGCCUUUGAAGGGUGCUCGCUAAGGACCACUUCCGGCCCCUAUAGGGGAGCACGCUUGUCGUUCACUUUUAUAAACUCUAUGAGAAGAAGCAAUCCCAUGGGGAAAAAAAAUAAUUUUGCGAUUUUUUUAACGAAAAGCUUUCAAGUUUUUAACGCAUACUCAAAAAUUAGGCUAAAUGUUUUUUUUGCAGUGAACAAGGAGAAGGUGGCGGCUUGCGUGGUGGUCUCCGUUUCCCUGGCGAUCAUCGUCGUCCUGAGCGCCUGCAUUGUUCAUCACCUGUGCUCGUCCGACGACGGCAAGGCCAACAGUACGUCGCAAUAUUCGAUGGAGCGCAAUCGACUAGUCACCUCCAAUGGUGAGUAGUUAUUAAAACAAAAAACGUGUACGAUUAUCUGUUAGUCAUACUCCUGCUAGGAAAAUCAUCAUUUUUUAUGAGCUGGUAGCUUUUUUCUUGAAAUAAGGGGUUUCGAAAUGCAUUGUUCUAGUUCUGUAGAAAUUUAUUGUCAAAAAGAGAAGGAAUUCCAGAGAAUAUCGUGGCGUUGUAGUGGAUGAUCCUUCAAUAAAGAAAAUUUUUAUAACUGCAUCUCAAGUGGCAAGCCAAGUAGCCACUUGAGAAUAGUUGCAUUAAUAUUCUCAAGGUUUUUUCUCAAUUUUCCUUUCUCCCACCUUUUGAGACAAUUUCAAACUUUCUAGUGGUCACUUUAGUGUUUCAAUUUGGUCGCCUUAGUGGAAUUAGUUCGUCGAAAAUUAGAUUGAGGAUAAUCGAACGUGAACGGAGUCUUUGAGAAAUUGAAGUGGUCCCUUUAGAGUACUCGACUUGAUCUCUUCAAUCGAGCUCAGACAAAAGAUCCGAUUUAAAACACUCAAGAAGUCAUUGUAGCGAGAGAAUUAGAGAAUUUUGUAGUUAGAGAAUUUAGUAGCGAGAGAAUUUUUAAGCGUUCUAGUUGCCGCUUUAGGAUUUUUCACUCGAAAUUUUUGAAGGAACCGUGUUCAAAAAUUUGAUUUUGUAUACGCAAGUUACUUUGUUUCUGUAAGAUUUUGUCAAAAAUUCUAGUAGCCCCUUUGAGGAUUUUCAAUAUUCUCAAAAUCAAUGAUAAUUUCAGUGCACGUCUCUUCGCCAGGCUUGCUGAUGGCCGACAUUGAAGACGAAUCUUUCCUGCGUUAUUCUCUACCUUCUUCCACAAAAUAUUCACAUUCUCCCUACGAUUUCUAG
Messenger RNA from Caenorhabditis auriculariae, 14917 nucleotides. NCBI's taxonomy places the organism in Eukaryota, Metazoa, Nematoda, Chromadorea, Rhabditida, Rhabditidae. The record is from the annotation of a GenBank genome assembly.